This is a messenger RNA of Verticillium dahliae VdLs.17, 372 nucleotides long. RefSeq lists its product as uncharacterized. The record is from RefSeq and is a predicted model, not a curated record. The transcript has 2 exons. Lineage: Eukaryota; Fungi; Ascomycota; Sordariomycetes; Glomerellales; Plectosphaerellaceae. Bases 1 to 372 code for a protein of 123 amino acids.
AUGGCACUCAGCAAAGUUGACUGGGACGAAUGUGACGAACUCCUGGAUGAGUCUGGCAUUCUCAGAACAAGUAUGGAUUAUACCAGCCUCUUCUUUAGCGAGACGUACGGCUACUUUCUUAAUCUUUCGGAAAACCAAGACGGAUUGUACUGUACCGACGACGAGGACGAAAAGCAUUAUUUCGAACUUUGGACGACGCUUCUGCCCAUUAUUCCUAAAGCACACAAAGAGUUGAGGCAGAUUUUCGAGCCUCUUUGCAAAGAUGGGUUGGAGGGAUUAAAAAAGGGGAACCCAAACUUUAGCAGUCUUUGUACUUUCGUGGAACAAAUGAUCUCGGCCAAGGACAAAUAUGUCAAGAACGAGCUUCAGUAA